AAUACUCACUUUCUGCAUUCAACAAAAUUUUUCUACCUUAAAAUUUUUCUAGUUUUUCUACCUUCAAAAUUCGUGGGUCUUAUUCCGCUGGUGGUUGUAGUGGUGAAACGCUUGUAUCUCCAGAGUGUUGGUACUGGUGGUAGCGAAACAUUUCUUCCACCGUCAUUUCUUACCUUGUUGGUGUUAACAAAACAUUGUAUUAAUGGCAUCUUCUUCAUCAUCUUCAUCAAAUAUAAAAAUUAAAUCUGGUUCAAUUGAUGGUAACGCGUUAUGGAUGCAAAAUAAGCAUGUUUCACAAUAUAUUUGGAAUGGGGAAGAAGAUAGAAAAUUACACAUUAGACGAGUUGUCCCCAUAUAUCAGGGUCAAGAACAAAUACCAGAAGGAAUUAUUUCUCUACUCCGUCAAUCUGGUUUUUAUUGGAUUAUGAAAAUGGGAUAUUUAAAAAUAAAUGCGACAUUAAUUAGUGCCUUGAUAGAAAGAUGGAGACCGGAAACACAUACUUUUCAUCUGAGAUGCGGAGAAUGCACUAUUACUCUUCAAGAUGUCUCUAUUUUAUUAGGUCUCUGUGUUGAUGGAACACCAGUAAUUGGUCCAACAAAUCUUAAUUGGGCUGAUUUAUGUGAAAAAUUACUAGGAGUCAGACCACAGGAAGGCGAACUUCAAGGCAGUGUGGUUAAACUAAGUUGGUUGGCUCAACAUUUUUCACAAUUAAACAACCAUGACGGUGACGUACAACAACUGCAAAGGUUUACCCGUGCAUGGAUCCUUAGAUUCAUAGGAGGUGUCCUAUUUGUUGAUAAAAGCAGUAACAAAGUUUCCCUAAGAUACCUACAAUUUUUACGUGACUUUAGAGAGUGCAGCAUAUAUGCAUGGGGAUCUGCCGUUCUUGCUUAUUUAUAUAGAGAGAUGUGCAGUGCCACCGAUUAUAAAACUAAAUCAAUUGGAGGUAUGUGCAUCUUAAUACAAAUGUGGGCGUGGGAACGAUGUAUAACUUUGGCUCCAAAGAGGACUCCUCCCCCAGUCGAAAAUAAACCACUCGGGCACAGGGUAGUCGUUUAAAAAAUUAGAUUUAAGUUCAAAAUAGAUAAUAAUGUAAUGUAUAUUAAUUUAUAAUUUUUUUAAGGUGACUACGACAUGGAAAUCAACAUAUUGGCAAUGAAGAUUUGAUAGUUUUUCGUCGCAAAUUAGAUAUCAUGAAACGACAUGAGUUUGUGUGGGAGCCUUACACAACAAAUGUUAUGUCACUGUUGCCCCCAAUUUGUUUAGUUGGAGAUGUAACGUGGUGUGCGGUGGUGCCACUAAUUUGUUUUCAAGUUAUUGAGUGGCACCAACCUGAUAGAGUGUUGAGACAAUUUGGGAUGCAACAACUAAUUCCAUUGUGUCCUUCGCAACCCUCUAAUAUUCAUGACAUUUCAUUGAAAGGAAAACAUGAUGAAAAUUGGGAGCAACUGUUAGGCCCAAUAAUCAGUCAAUGGAACAAUCGGGUUGAUUUUAGGGUAGAUGGUUAUCCUCGACAAGAAGGUCCACUGAGCUUUAACUCCGAUUAUAUGGUGUGGUAUAGGCGAAAAACGAAGAUGUUUGUUGACCCUAAGAAUGCAAAGACAGCUACAUUGGCUGAAGUUGCAGAGGGCAUUGCAGUACAUGGUGUCUCCACAAGGGAGAAAUACAUGGACAGUGGAUGAUCUAGUGCCGUAUGUGGAGAAAUUAACCAUUUUAUCUGAAGAGCAAGAGAGAAUCAUUGAACCUGUGUCACAUGGUCCAUUUACUCAGUAUCCGGCACAGAUGUAUCAUUAUCGAUCCGAAGGUCAUCAAAGUGAUACUUCUGCAAGCGAACAUUCAUUAGGUGGUGUUACGAAAACAUAUCCCAAUUUUUCAUGGCCUACUAUGACCCCUUCACAACAACAUGAUGCUCCAAGUCCUGAGGCUGACCAAGUUGAAGAGGGGAGAUAUCAUGGUAGAAGAAAUUCUGAUAAACAAGCACGAAUAUGGGAACACUCAUGCGGCACAUCCUCACAUCAUCACGGACAUCAUGACGAUUGAUUUUCAUAUUACUAUUUAAAUAUUUUAUUGUGUGUUUUUAAUUUAAAUUUUAGAUUUCUAUUAUCGUUUAUGUUAUGAAUAUUUAGUAAUGGAUGUAGUUUAUGUCGCGCACAAAAAUAUAAUAAUAAAUAAUUAUAAAAACAAACUGAUCAUGGAUA
Molecule: messenger RNA, 2199 nt
Organism: Glycine soja
Lineage: Eukaryota; Viridiplantae; Streptophyta; Magnoliopsida; Fabales; Fabaceae
Product: serine/threonine-protein phosphatase 7 long form homolog
Exons: 5
Coding region: 1195-1683 (162 amino acids)
Source: RefSeq, a predicted model, not a curated record